GACUGCCGCAGCGCCGCGCCGCCAGCGCCGCUGUGGAAAGGCAGGAAAGGGCAAUCAGUUGUUCAGGGCUAUGUUCAGGGCGGUCGUCGGAUGUGGAAAUCGUCUGUCGUAUCAUUUGCUGGUUUGUGUGCUGGAACUGUAGCUUGCAACAAGUGCCUCAAGCAUGACAGACUGUUACUACAAGGUGCUGGACAUCCCACGGAAUUCCUCAACCAACGACAUCAAGAAGGCGUACCGGAAAUUGGCUCUGAAAUGGCAUCCAGACAAGAACCCUGACAAGAAAGAGGAAGCGGGUCGCAGGUUUCGGGAGAUAUCAGAAGCGUACGAAGUCUUGGUAGACGACACAAAGCGCAAGCUGUACGAUUGCUAUGGCAAGGCUGGUCUCACUGGUGGUUCCUGCAAGAACACAGACACCACCUUUGAAGAAGGCUUUGACAUGCCCUUCUUCAACUUUGUCUUCCGCGACCCGCAGGACGUCUUCCGAGAGUUCUUUAGUGGAGAUGAGUUUUCAGUGUUCACCGACCCUCUCUUUUAUGGCGGUGUUCAACCUGAAGCCCGCCAUCACCAUCACGGACACUCACCCUUCUUCAGUCACCACAGACUCCACGGUGAUGGAGUGUUCAGCCGCAGGGCAGGGCGUAACCGUUUCUUUCACGGAUAUCCAGGUGGAGCUGCGGCAGUUAAUCGAAGAGAGGACAUUUUUGGAAUCCCCGGCUUUAAUAUGGGAGCCGUAUCGGACCUGCUGGGCGGCUUCAGUGAUGGGUUCACAUCGUUUGGCACAACCUCGUCUGGCAGCGGCAUGAGGCCCAAUGUUCGCAAGACAUCCACAUCAACACGCUUUGUAAAUGGCAAGAAAAUUGAAACCAAGAAGAUAAUCGAAAACGGUGUGGAAACUGUGACAGUGCACGAAGAUGGUGUUCUAACCAAAAAGACUGUUAACGGACAAGCCAUCAAGCAUAAAUGAAAACUUGUGCAAGAAUAGCAUUUUGGCAACAGUUUGCACUGAAUAGCUUAUUUUUUCUUCACACACAACUCAAAUUGCAUUAUUUCGUUGCAGCUAGCAUAUGUGUGUGUGCAAAAUAUUUUUUGUCUUUUCCUCUUUGCAUUGUCUGUGUUGUCGUCUCACAAGAUACUGAUAUUUGACAGGCCUAAGGAGAAGCACUCAUUGUGAAAAGGCCUCUUGAGUGAUGAUGCCAGUUGUGAUGAACCUUGGGGACCACUUUGGUUAUUUAUUUUAGUUUCAUUUUGGUUUGUCUGUAAAGGGGGCAUUUUUAGCACUUUUCAUUAAAGUAAUAACACAUGCAUGACCAUGACAAAUGGAAUUGGUGAAUGUCUGACAUGAUGAACCAGUACUAGAAACACUUAACAAAACAGUAGCUGCUAGUACCUAGGUAGUGAAGAGGGCCAGUGCCUGUCCCAUCUAUUUCUUGGUCUGUUUCUAGCGCUGCUGUAUCAUGUAAUAACACGUGGUUGGUCAAUGCUGAAUGUGAUUUCUUUGAUUGAAAAGAAAAAUAGGCAAUGUGAACAUUCCAUUAUAUGCUCGUACCUGUAGGACAAAUGAAUAAGGCACUGAUGAAAUGUCGCUCUUGAUGAGUGUGCUAAUAACAUGUAAAUAAUACUAGUUUGUGUGGGUAUGUUAGCUGCUUAUUAAAACAGUUUUGUUUUGCACAAUAAAAUCAACCUUGGGCAAGUGUUCCAAGGUAUACCUUGA
This is a messenger RNA of Ornithodoros turicata, 1711 nucleotides long. Its product is annotated as dnaJ homolog subfamily B member 6-like. Gene Ontology annotation, molecular function: Hsp70 protein binding. Lineage: Eukaryota; Metazoa; Arthropoda; Arachnida; Ixodida; Argasidae. Bases 164 to 964 code for a protein of 266 amino acids. The record is from RefSeq and is a predicted model, not a curated record. The transcript has 8 exons.